AUGCAAGACGCUUAUUCCAAGACUAGAGCAGACUGUGUCACAAAGAUUUCUCGCAGCAUACUCUUGUCACACCCAACACUGGCUGUCUGUUCAAGCCCCGAAUGGUUCGGCUGCUCCGAACAAGCUUCAGCGUAUGCCGCAGCUUUGGUGAAGGCACAGCGAUUAGGGUGGAAAUUGGAAUCGGUCGAUUUUGCACCACUUUUCAAGCUGGCCGGUCUAUUGUAUGAGGGACCAUGGGUCGCAGAACGAUAUGCUGCCAUCGAGAGAUUUAUUCAUUCCGAAGCAGCCGAGGCUAUGGACCCAGUCGUCCGAGCUAUCAUUCUUAAGGCUGAGCAAUUUUCAGCCGUGGACGUCUUCCAGCAGGAGUACUACCGACAAGAGCUCUCACGCCAGAUUGAACAUGCCUUCGGCACUUUCGACGCAGUCUUGGUGCCCACAACCCCCACGUUUCCUACUGUUGAGACGCUCAAAGAGGCUCCGAUCUUAGCCAACAGUCGGCUCGGCACUUACACGAACUUUGUCAACUUCAUGGGCUGGUCAGCAGUGGCUAUCCCGGCUGACUUUCGUGAAGACGGUCUUCCAUUCGGUAUUACGCUGAUAGCUGGUUCAUGGGAAGAACCACGAUUAUUUGAACUGGCACGCCAAUGGCUUUCUCUGGCUGUGGUUGGAGCUCAUCUUUCUGGCUUUCCUCUUAACAAGGGCCUGGUGUCGCGCGGCGCGGUUCUCGGAAGCAUCACUCGCACAGCUUCAUGUUACCAGCUGUUCGCUCUGCAAACGAAUUCGUCCGUACAGAAGCCUGGUCUAAAACGAGUAGUGGAUGGGGGCGAGUCGAUCAAGGUGGAAGUCUGGAACAUGCCACUCAAAACAGUGGGGAGUUUCCUCAGCACCAUUGAAGCCCCAUUGGGAAUCGGGUCGAUUGAGCUGCAGGAUGGAUCCUGGGUGCACGGGUUUAUUUGUGAACCGAACGGUCUUGAUAAUGCGAAGGACAUCACCAGUUUCCGCGGAUGGAGAGGUUUCAUGCAAUCACUAAGCUAUUCAACCAAGCCUUCAUUGUGA
Aspergillus luchuensis is the source of this 1056-nucleotide messenger RNA. RefSeq lists its product as uncharacterized. Gene Ontology annotation, molecular function: catalytic activity. NCBI's taxonomy places the organism in Eukaryota, Fungi, Ascomycota, Eurotiomycetes, Eurotiales, Aspergillaceae. The record is from RefSeq and is a predicted model, not a curated record. The transcript has 2 exons. Bases 1 to 1056 code for a protein of 351 amino acids.